Apis cerana (Asiatic honeybee) is the source of this 5510-nucleotide messenger RNA. RefSeq lists its product as uncharacterized. The record is from RefSeq and is a predicted model, not a curated record. NCBI's taxonomy places the organism in Eukaryota, Metazoa, Arthropoda, Insecta, Hymenoptera, Apidae.
AUGGGAAUAUUAUGAUCACACGUAGCUAUUCCUGAGAUAUAUAGAAUGGAUUUUCUGGAAGGAAUGUUUAUCGUUAUUCGUCCUUUUAUAUAUAUGUAUAUAGCGCUAUUCGUAUUUUACACCAUCUAUAUAACCAUAUAAUCUUUAAUUCCAGGUAGGUAAUAUUGAUGUUCAGAUAAAAGGAACGAAUACUUUUUAAUUAGAUUUGAUUAGAUGUUAUAAAUAAAUUUCUUCUAGAUAAAACGGAUCCUUAUCGACGAGGUUAGAUUAAAUUAAAGUCGUAAAUUAUCAAUUAAUAUAUCGGUGAAACUAGACUCGUGCGUGAAUAAUAUCGUUGAAAGAUAUGUUUAAAAAACGUACGUUCGUCUCUCUCGACGAUUGUUUAUAUUCACACAUAACUAAUUAAAUCGUAAAAGAAAUUUUAUUCGAAACUUUUUCCAACCACGAUAUCGGAACCACUUUUUCACGAUAUCGGAAAAUAAUAAUUGCAUCGGUGUAUAAUUAUCAGAUAUUAAUUUUUCUCUUUUUUUUCCAUCAAACCCGGAUUAAAGAUUGUCUUCGGGCGUUUAUCUUUUAAUACUCGUCAUUGAAAGCUGCCCAUUAUCUGGUAGAAUUAUCAUUAUGUCACGUAUCUUGUAGAAGAAAAAAUUUUCAUAAUAUGGAAUACAUUCCAGAUAUUGCAACACGUGACUCGAUAAGCAAAUAUUAAAAAAAUUAGCGUGAAUAAUUGGCGACAACGAAGUCAUCGAGUAUCGGAUAAUCGGGGCGGAGAGAGCGAGUUUACGAUUGUCGAAGCGCGUUUUAUCGUACGAAACGCGCUGACUCGAUACAUUUGGCCGCGAUGAAAAUAAAAGAAGGAAAAGAAGAAAAGAAAACAACGCGUCGGAUGUUCUCGGGUGGAAAAUAUUAUUUCGCUCGCGUUUUCGAUUAUUAAUUCCCGCGGCGCACGCGAUCGGCAGGUCGCGCGUUCUCCUCCUGCGUUGGACUCGCGUGUACGCGCCACGGGAUCGGGAACGGCAUCACGAGAUCGCCCUUUUAUUUUCUCCUCGCCUGCCUCCACCUGAAAGUGGAGAACGAAACGAGAGAGAAAGGCAGGGGCGCGAGCAACCUCGUUGAAAUUCGUUAGAGGGACACUCGACUUUUUUCUUUUCUUCCGUAAGAGCCGGGAAUCGGUUACUCAACGAGCUGUCCAUCGUCGUAAUCGUGUCACGACAUCCGCGCUAAUAGCGGUCCUCGAACGAAUCUGUUUACGCGUUGCCUUCGAUUUGUCCUUUAUUUUUUUUCCUUUAUUCGACCAACUGGUAUCGUUGAUUUAUGUAAGGAGAGAGAGAGGGGGGGAAAUUGAACGACAUCUGUCGCGACUUCGAAUUAGAAGAAAAUUCGUGAAAACGAAGCUAUCGAAUAAUAUAGAAAGUUUUGGAAAGUUUUGAAAGUGCAAUAAAUUCGAUCGAUAUUUUCAACGGGGAGAGAAGAUGGUCGAGAUAUUUUUUUGAGAAUUUAUCUCGGUCGAAUCGGCGAUGCCGCUCUUCCUUCACCUUUCGACCCUGCUCCUUAAAUCUCGCCGCUGGAUUAUUACGUUUAAUUACGAGAUCGAUUACGCCGAUACGCACGAUAUAGCGAUAAUCGAUAAUCCAGAUCUUCGCUUCUUGUUCAUCGAGCCGGCUUUCCGUCCUCGUUAAAUCAAGACCGACUUCUCGAUCGCUCUAUUUCAUCGAUAAUACUAAUAAUAACGAUUGUCCAAAUGUUUAAAAACACGUUUAAAAACACGUUAGCGUGAACGAUGGGAACGAAUUGUUGGUUCGACGUUUUAUCCUGAUCGAAAACACUUUUCGUUCAGCUCAGAUGUUGGAUUUAAUAAAAAAAAAAGAAAAUAAAAACAAACGAUUUGUACAACGCGUUAAUUAUUGUAUCAGAUUUUAUUAUACACAGUGACAACUGUUACAAAUGGAUAAAAUCUUAAACUUAUAAAGUAACCGUACACGAGCAUCGAUUAAAAUUAAAAGGAAUUCUUUCUAUACGACUUUCGCGUAGAAAAUAUAUAUAUAUAUAGGUUAGGUAAGGAGAAAUUGUUUACUUGAACGUAAAAUUGAAAAAAAUGAAAAAGCCGUGGAUAGCUUGCGCGCGUGUAGAAAGCGAAACAACAAAAAACCGUAAUGAACCUGUCACAAAAGGCGACCGUCUAUCGCAACGAUGUGCUUAUUUAAAAUAUCACGUAAGAAAGUAACGAUUAAUAAUCGAGGCGAUGACUUUUUCAAAAAUUCUAUAACGGCAUCUUAAUAUCCAACCAACGAUAAACACAUCCACGACAUAUCACAUGUCGUUAAUUUACAUAAUCGUAACGAUUUUAUUGUUUCAAAGUCGAUCCAUUAUUAGAAAUACUUUCAUUCGGGAACAGAGAUAAUUCUGAAUAAGCACGAAGAAAAUUGUAAAUAACAUCUUGACGAUCGACCCAACUUACCCGCGAUACAAAUCGUUAAUUUAAUCGGUGUAACGAUUUUAUCGUUUCGAAAGCGACCGAUCCAUUGUUAGAAAUAGUUUGACUCAAAGUAUAUCGUGGUGAGAUAAUGGUAUUCCAAAUAAGAGCGCGAAGAGGAUAAAAGAACGACGGUUAUAUUGGAAAUGAUGGAAGAAAGGCGAGCGCAGGUGACGGUGCAUUAAGGGGUGCGUGCAAGGUAUUUGUUAUCGCAUAAUGACGUUCUGCUUGAUUUGCGUUACGCCCGCCUGAUUUCAGGUGGAUAUCUCGGUUAUAUGCGCGCUCGGUCAACUCGGUGCGCCUCGUAUCCUGUCGAUCGGCCGAUCGAUAGGCCGGAUAAGUGGUAAUGGAAUAAUCGACGUUUCGUGUAAGGGAUAGUCGGAUAAUCGGACGCGGGCGCGAUCAUCCCCGCAACAAUAUCCGGUGACACGGUUCCUUUUCUUUUAAAUAUCGGCGCGGUGCAUCGGGUGGGAAUCUGCUCGCGAUCGGUCAACCGUUCCGCGAACCGGUUGCCGGUGGGGAGGAGGGGCGGCUUGUAAUUGGAUUAACGGACCAUUGUCAGCCUUAUCUUAAUCGCCGUUUAUGCGUUCGCGUUGUUUACGAGUGGAAAUUGCGGAUCGAUGUUUCGCACGGCCGAUGAUCAAUCCUCGAUACAAAGCGUCUUUGUUUCACGCGUUUUAUUACAACUACACGUGUAGGCGUGCUAUCAGCUCGCUAUUCGCAAGUUAUCAAUCUUGUCGCACGAUUGCUUUCUUAUCUCUUAUCCCUUUUUUCUUUCCUUUCCUUUUCCUCUUUUUUACGUGGAGUUUGACGUUACAAUGAGAAAAAAAGACGCGCAGCUUAAUUCGGUUCGUUGAUUCGUUGACUCGAGGAAAGAAAUGUUUCGUUAAAUUCGUUAUAUUUCCACUCUAUAUAUACCGGUAUUGUGUUCUAGACGGGGAUUCGGUUACACGGAUCGCGCGUGUCUUCCUCGGUUUCAAAGUAUUUUGAUAUCUUUCUCAGAAGAAGAGGAUCUACCUCGGGGAAGAAACGUGACGAUGCUACGAUAUUCGGGGGCGUGCGAGACCGCGUCGUCUUAAAAAAAAGUGCUGACGAGCCGGGUCAUCCACCUCUAACCUUUUCCUCAGCGGAAUCUUGCUCGAUCGAUGGACGAAGUUACGAGAAUUUCAUAAACGAAUGACCCAUAAAAAAGCUUCCACGAAUUUGGCAAAUUCGUCCAAGUAAACGCAAAUUUGGCUUGGCAAAAGUGCGUGCCACGCGAAUAUACAUAUGUGGCAUCAGCAACUUUGCGUGUUAAUUUACGUGUUCGUGACAGAGCGCAGUGCAGUUUCGAUCGAACCUUUAAACGAUCAACACCAAGGAGAAUAGUAACAACAACAACAACAACAAUAAUGGCACAGUUGGCGAUGUUCGUAAUGGCUGUUUUCUUAAUCGGCCAAGCUCUAGCCGACAUCAUAGUGCAGCCUGGAUACGAGCAUUCCGCGCAACAACGCGUAGCCACGCAACCCCCCGAAACCGUUCGGCAUUCGGUUCAACAGGAUAAUCAACAGCAAGAUCGUCAACAAGAGCGAUACGCGGAUCCGGGCUAUCAUUUGGAACUUCAUCCAGUGUACGGAAAUUCGUAUCACGUUCCUAGCUACGCGGUGUUGCCGAUAUAUUCAGGAACGUUGCCACCGAUGUCAAAGGCCACCUACAAGCGAUUGCUUUCCUCGUUGGGCGAAAUUACCGAAGUGCCUUCCAACCUUCCACCACAAUAUUACCAAUAUAACCUUCCUCCGGCAGUACACAGUAGACGCAAAAGGUCCAACGGCGAGAAGCUCGAUAGUGCAGGACAGGGGAACAAACAUGAUGAAAAUGAUGUGGCCGCGAAGCCGUCCCUAAGCGAUGACGCGAUGUCGGUGGUUGAUUUGCAAAAUCAAGAUGAGAAGCGCGUGAAAGCUCGUCACAGCGUGACUCUGUUGGGACUGAAACCGUCCAACAUGCGCCCCGUGCACCAACAGUAUCGCACCUACGACCCCCAACAAAUGACGGGAGGUCAACAAACCUUGUCCCAAGCGAAUCCGCAAGAAACGUCGCAGCAACAACAACAACAAGCUGCAGCUACCCCUUCACAAACCUCGAACCCCGACGCCGAGAACGUUCAACGCUCGAUAUUUUUGCAAGAUCACCUGUCCCAGCAACCGCAACAAUUUAGGCUCGAGCAGAGAAAGUUCCCCGAGCUGAGACCGCUUUCCGCUGGUCAAUCGUCGCCAAUCGUGGCGAAAUCGGACGAUCACGUGGCAGCCCGAACCUCCAUGAUACCCUCCGGAGUUAAUAACGAGGAGAUAGUGGGCACAAAAUUGGGGGACAUCUACAAGAUAAAAGUGAUUCAGAAUCUGCAUCAGCACGGGCGUGGAAGAACGACGGAGAACACGCCGAAGGAGGACGUCAGUGUGAAUUUCAUUAAUCCGGGGAACAAUAAGGGGGUUAAUAAGAAUUUAGCAACGGUGCAAGGUGGCGGGGAGCAAGCCGCGGCGCAAACUGGUGCAGAGCAACUCGUGCAAGUUUAUCAACUUCCGGACGAGUUGGGGGUAAACUAUGUACAAAAUCCUCAAUACAUCGUUCUUCCUCAAACUUAUCCCCUUAACUACGUCGGUAAUUACGUCGACAAUUAUGCAUCGGCCGUGUAUCCGUAUACGCCCCUCUACUCGUCCUACAAAAUUUGUUUCGAGAGUCCCGACAACCUACAACAGCCUAUCGCGUAUCAGUUAGUUUAAGUCUUUGAUUUUGCAAAUCGAAUAAUCAAUUGUUUGGCUAGAUUGUAUCUAUUAACGUGGACAAAAAGUUCGUACAACUUGUUUCUUCUUCUUUCUCUCUCUCUUAGAUCGCAUUCUUACGGUUUUUUAAUCGUUUCGUUGGUAUUCCAAAGAAGUAACAUGUUACGAACUUUUCGUCAACGGUGUUCUAUAAGAUAGUAUUUUAUAUUUUUCUACAAAUAUCGUCCAUAACGUGUAAGAAUUGGAUUGAUAUUAUUUAAUAAAACAUCGUGUGUUUGUUA